Nicotiana tabacum (common tobacco) is the source of this 1401-nucleotide messenger RNA. Its product is annotated as protein phosphatase 1 regulatory inhibitor subunit PPP1R7 homolog. The record is from RefSeq and is a predicted model, not a curated record. NCBI's taxonomy places the organism in Eukaryota, Viridiplantae, Streptophyta, Magnoliopsida, Solanales, Solanaceae. Gene Ontology annotation, molecular function: protein binding. Gene Ontology annotation, cellular component: cytoplasm.
ACUCAGAAGGAAAGGCAUAACCUCGUUCUUCUCUCAAUCCAAGUGCUGUAUUUUCCCAGGUAUACCAUAGCAGCCUUCCUUCGUUUUUGACAAAAGAGCAGAGAAAUUCACUAACUGACAACUCCAAUCACAAACCCACAACCGAUCCAAUGUCAGAGGACGAGGCAGCCCCAACGGUUCUUGAUCUAACGAGUUACCAGCUUCACGAUCUCAACUCAUUGGAGCUUCCUCCGAGUCUCAUCGAGUUAGACUUAACAACGAACCGUUUGUCCGCUUUAGACCCCCGUAUUGCCCAACUCCCUAACCUCAAGAAGCUCUCUCUUCGUCAAAACCUUCUUACCGAUACCGCCGUUGAGCCUCUUUCCUCUUCCCACGUCAUUUCUGACAUCGAGGAGAUAGUGCUUAGGGACAAUCAGCUGAAGAAAAUUCCCGAUGUUGAGAUAUUCAAGAAGCUUCUGGUAUUUGAUGUUUCUUUCAAUGAGAUAUCAUCACUUAAUGGAUUGUCCAAGGUCUCCAGUACACUCAGAGAACUAUACGUGUCUAAAAAUGAACUCACCAAGAUGGAGGAGAUUGUGCAUUUCCAUGAGCUGCAAAUACUCGAACUUGGGUCCAAUAGAUUACGGGUUAUGGAGCUUCUGGAAAAUUUGAAAAAUCUACAAGAGCUAUGGCUUGGUCGUAAUCGUAUACGAACUGUUAAUUUGUGCGGUUUGAAAUGCAUUAAAAAGAUUAGCCUGCAGAGCAACCGUUUAACUUCCAUGAUUGGGUUUCAGGAAUGUGUUGCCCUUGAAGAGUUAUACUUGAGCCAUAAUGGUAUUGAAAAAAUGGAAGGUUUGUCUACCUUGGUAAACCUGCGGGUUUUGGAUGUAUCAGCAAAUAAGCUUACAGAAAUUAAUGACAUUGAGAACUUGACAAAAUUAGAAGACUUAUGGCUUAAUGACAACAAUAUAGCAUCAUUGGUAGGUCUGGCAGAAGCUGUUGCUGGUGCUAAAGAGAAGCUAACAACCAUCUACCUUGAGCGAAAUCCCUGUGCACAAUCUCCGAACUAUACAAGUUCUUUGAGACAAAUAUUCCCAAAUAUCGAGCAAAUUGAUUCUGAAGUGUAUGCAUAGGUGUUUUGAUGUGGAUCUUAUGCCCAAUUACUGAUCUGGCGAUGACAUUUGCUUAUCGGUUGUCUUUGAAAAAAUUUACUUUUUUUUGGGACCUCGGACCACAAAAGGGUUCAAAAUGUUGUUCUUUUUUCUCCAAAUUGGAAAUGUGAUCCUUCUCUCCACUUUUUAGUGUUUGUGUUUUGAACUAAAAGCAUCUAAACUGGUAGUAUCAACUGAAGAAAAAACGAGCAAAACAAGUGUAAAUUCUGGAUAUCCAAGUGUAAAGUUUUUAUGAAACCCUGCAGACCAGCUA